Messenger RNA from Camelina sativa (false flax), 1800 nucleotides. Its product is annotated as disease resistance protein CHS1-like. Gene Ontology annotation, molecular function: ADP binding. The record is from RefSeq and is a predicted model, not a curated record. Gene Ontology annotation, biological process: signal transduction; defense response. NCBI's taxonomy places the organism in Eukaryota, Viridiplantae, Streptophyta, Magnoliopsida, Brassicales, Brassicaceae.
UCAGAGCUAUAGAUCAUCCCUAGUUCCCUACACUACAUCGAUAACCAUGGCUUCUUCUUCCUCCUCCUCAUCAAAACCCGAUGUGUUUCUGAGUUUUAGAAAGGAGGACACCGGUAGGACUUUCGUCAGCCAUCUCUACCGUUCGUUGGACUCAAAACGAAUUCGAACUUACAAAGAUGUGAACCAGCAGACGACGAGAGAAGGAAAAAUUUCGCCUGAAACCGCUAAGGCAAUCAGAGAGUCGAAGAUUGCCGUCGUUGUGAUAUCGGAGAACUACGCCUCUUCCGUCUGGUGCUUGGAGGUACUCGCGGAGAUUAUUGAGCGUUCGUGGCUCAUCAAAAUCAAAACAGUCUUCUACGAAGUGGAUCCGGAGGAUUUGACAAAACCAACCGGAAAAUUCGCGGAAGACUUGAGGAGACAUGAAGAAAUAGAAACUCCGGAGACUGUGAAUCACUGGAGGAAUGCACUGGAUCGAUUAGAGAGCCGCACCGACCGUAGAUUUUGCUCGCGCGAUUGGGAGGAUGAUUCCAAGAUGCUCGAUAAUCUUAUCAUCAACAUUACUUCUCCUACUGACGCCCUCCAAUCACUUCGUCGAAAGGCAUCAGCAAUCAGGCAAUCUAGUGUUGGCCUACUAGAAUCGAGUGUUUCGGGAUUGACGACAGAUAUCGAUAGCAAGUAUAAACCCAAAAGCUUAUCUGCUUCUGGAGAAACUGCACUUGGACUUGAGAGAUAUGCACUUGAAGACACAUCUGUUGUGGAUGAUAUGUCAAAUGAAUCGCCUUCUCCCGCAUCUGACGAAUCCAACGGUCUUGUUGGUAUGUAUCGUCAUAAGAAAGCCGUCUAUGGAUUGCUGGAUUUGGAAUCUACGAACCAGGUCCGCACACUUGGCAUUUGGGGUUUCCAAGGCGUUGGUAAAACGACACUCGCUGAGUGUGUUUUCGACGACAUCUCAGGCCACUUUCAACACCACUGCUUCCUAACCAAUGUCAACAAAAUCUAUCAGAACCGCAUCUCACCAAGUUUACUUGAACAUCUUACAAUGACAAGAAGUUCUGCUGAUAUCUUUGACGCCAUCAAACCAAGUCUUGUAAACCGAAAAGUGCUGCUUGUAGUUGACGGUGUUGAUGAUACUCAGAGCGAACAAUUUAAGAAUGCCCUCAAGGCUACCCGUUGGCUCGGUGCCGGAAGUAGAGUUAUCAUGACAGCUAUAUUCGACCAUUCACUUAAGUCAUGCGGAGUAAAAUACGAGAUGGAGUGUCUCAGAUAUGAGGAAGCUCUCCAACUCUUCUCUAUACACGCUUUCAAGAGGACUUAUCCUCUUACUGGUUUUGAACCCUUCUCCAUUCGUGCUGUCCACUUUGCUGGAUGUCUUCCUCUUGCCCUCAAAGUACUCGGUUCAUUUUUAUUUGAUAAAGACAAAGAGAGUUGGAAAAGAACAUUGCGCAAGCUCGAAGCAUCACAAGAUAAUGGUAGCCGUCAGAUAUCUAAUUACAUCGGGGCAGGUGAAUACCUUCCAAGACAUCAAAUCGAAUUGGAACAAUAUGUAGGAGCAGAUGAAGAAGAAUAUACACCUUCAUAUCUCAUGUUGCUUUGAGUCUUUGACAAUCAAAGUGCAUACCAUGUUCUAAGCCUACUCAAAGUAUUUGGUGGAUGUGCCAAAUACAAUAAAAGUGAUGUAUCUGUCAUCUGUGUUGAUGAUAGCUCGUUACCCAGCAUCUAUGCAAAACUUGUAACUUUACAUUUAUACUUCUUGUAUCCUGAAAAGUGAUUUGUAGGCGUUGUCACUGAAGACUGAGAUCA